GCGGACGUGUCUGUCAACUGGUGGUGGCCUGGUAUUACUGCUGUGACUUUUGUACUUGUGUUAUGUACGUGCGACCUAACCCGUGUAGGGACAUUUCAUGUUAAGUACAGAUCAAAAUACGGGGCUGUUAGUUGAAGUUAGUUACGAGGUAGCGCUUUACCUAUACAGAACCUUUCCUACUUGGAGUGUACACCAACAUACAUCUCGCUAUGUCGACGGGAACGCCAAGCGACAACGAGGAGCUGAAUGACACGACCGCGGAAACUAUCGAGACCGAUCAGGAGAGCACGACUGCCGACAACGUCGAGACAAGUUCACCGGGCCAAGGUGCGACCUCUCCCGAGAACCGAACUCGACGGCGCCGCCGCAAGCGGGCCAGCUGGGGCGAGAAAGAGGCCAAGCCGAAACCCGAGCAGAGGAACGCCGCUAACGCUCGGGAGAGAUCCCGAAUGCGGACGAUGAGCAAGGCGUUUGUGACGCUGAAAACCACGUUGCCAUGGGUUCCCCCAGACACCAAACUUUCCAAACUGGACACUUUACGGCUGGCGGCUUCGUACAUAGCGCACCUCAGACAGGUUCUACAACAGGACAAGGUCGAGAACAACAGUCUGCACCCAGUCAACCUGACCUGGCCGUUUGCUAUCAAUUCCAAAAUGCAAGACAGUCGGGAACUCCAGAGACCGGCCGCCACCGGUUCCACCAGAACUGAAACACUGAGGUAGCAACUUGUGUGCACGCGUCAUCAUUUCCUGAGCACGAGCACGUGAAAUAGAAAAAAAGACGUGAAUUGACGGACAACUUGACAUUGAGAGGCAAGGUUCUCUGGAUUUUUCUGUUGCACUAUAUGAAGAAAGAUGUAUGCAAGUGUCUGGGGAACAUAUACCAAUAUCUUACUUUUAAGAUCUGGUAACAACCUUGUGCAGAAUGAUGGCUGCAAACCAAUGGAAAUAUCUGAGAUAUGCCUUUAAAUGGAUUUUUUUCGAUUGCUAGAUAAAUACAGUGGUAACAAAACAAUGUAUCGUUAAUGACCUUUUUAAGAGUACAAAAUAAUAUUUGAUGUGUUAGGUCGAAAUGUGAAGGCUGAUGUGAUGGAUUGAAUGUAAAUGCUGCAAAGUGUAUAAAUGUUUGUGCCUUUUCAUUUUGUUGAAAAAUACGAAGACUUUUGGAGUGAUGUAUUGUGCCUUAUUGACGUAAAUCGGAUCAGCAACAGUAGUGUCAGAAGCUCAACAAUAUGCUCCGUAAGAAGUCUGCAUUGCAUCGUUUACAGGGUUGGCAUAUACAGGUCUGAAAGGCAUCUGUCAUGCAGUGCCGUGUUUGUGGUGAAAGAUACAAGUAAAUCAUAUUGUUAGUGCAAAAACACAGAACGUUUUGGAAUGUAAUUUUUAACAACCUUUAGUAAUGGGUUCACGGAAAACCUUGCGUAUUGCACCUUGCUUUAGGAGACAUGAAGAUUUAAGGUUUGUGAUAAAGUUUCUGUGUGUUUGUUGUGUUCACCGACGAAAAAAGUAACGUUGAACCAAUUAGGAACCUGGUUGUUUGUACCUUGCUUUUCUUUGGGAACAUGUUCAGUCCAGUUAGAAUACGUACUACACUACAUAAUACAAACAGAACACAACUAGAUACCCCCGCCGGGAUGAAACCGCCUACAAUCAUACACAGAAAGUGUAUAGAACGACGCUUCAUUAUUUAAAAAAAAAAAGACAAUACAACAUGAAUUUUGGUGAUGUUGGUUGGUAAGUGCCUGGAGAGGAAGUUCACGUUGAACAGAUGCAAAACUGUUGUUUCCCCGACACCGCCAUGUGAUACGAGAGCUGGUAAACGUUUCUCCGCCCAGUAAGAGUCAGAACAUCUAACACUCUCCAGGACGGCAGGCGAUGGCGGCGGAGAUCCCGGAUUACCUCUGCACAAACCUGGCACGGACUCACGCCAUUCCUCGGGAUCCUGUUCCCGUCAUUCUGGGAUCUAGGCGGUGGGAGAUUGUAACAUUAUCGUGCGAAGGACAACAAAGAUGACCCAUUCUGAGAUCUUAGGCAACUAGUUAACAACGCGUACUGCAACGUAACAGGGGCGCUCUGUACCCUCACCUAGUCCAAGUGGAUAUCAAAACAGGGACCAGCGUUAGGCUUCAGAAAACUAGAGGCUGAACUGUUUCAUUCCUUACUUGCUUUUAUUGGUGCAUGAAAAUCUCCGUGAAUUUCUCUGUGAGAGGCCAGGUACUUGCUUAUCUGUUGAACUGUGCAACUCAGUUACUCUGUAUCCACAUGUGAUGGUACGUGCCUGCUACAGUGCGCGUAUUGUUGUACGGCAACAACAAACAGUAUGAGCUCAAUGUAGUCAUAGUUCCAUAAUGAGAGGUCAUUGCCAAAUACAUAUCUAACUCGCUCUCAAGUUGACAUAUCACAAUAUCAAAGAUUACAGAAUGUCCUUAAGUACAAUACAUGUCUGUUAUGGAGAGACGUCUGUUCUGGUGUUAUCAAGUUAAUGGUACAUAAGUGACGUUUGUUUGUUUGUCAAUCAUAAAAUCCAUCGAGAGGUCACAGUACCGUAACAGACAUUUCAGUCUCAUCACAGCUGACGUCACAGCUCGGAAACGCCCGGGGAUUAAUUGCGGACAUUUGUAUAUCCCUUCGAUAAUACGUGUCUAUUCUAUGUUACUUUACGUCAUUUAUGCUUGUUUGCAUAUGGUUUCUGAAUCGCGGAUU
This is a messenger RNA of Branchiostoma floridae (Florida lancelet), 2702 nucleotides long. RefSeq names its product transcription factor 21-like. NCBI's taxonomy places the organism in Eukaryota, Metazoa, Chordata, Leptocardii, Amphioxiformes, Branchiostomatidae. Gene Ontology annotation, biological process: regulation of transcription by RNA polymerase II; developmental process. The record is from RefSeq and is a predicted model, not a curated record. Gene Ontology annotation, molecular function: RNA polymerase II transcription regulatory region sequence-specific DNA binding; DNA-binding transcription factor activity, RNA polymerase II-specific; protein dimerization activity. The transcript has 2 exons. The coding region runs from base 210 to 722 and encodes 170 amino acids.